GCACUGCUUUCCAAUUAUAAGUCACAAAGUAGCUUUGAUUCGAAAUCGAAACCUUCUGAUCUCCAGCUCCACAUCAAGUUUGAUAACAACUGCCAAGAUGGGAAGAGCUCCUUGCUGUGAUAAAAAUGGACUCAAGAAAGGUCCAUGGACAACUGAAGAAGAUGCUUUGCUCGUCGAUUAUAUUCAGAAACACGGACCGGGGAAUUGGCGAAACCUUCCGAAGGACGCAGGGCUUGAAAGAUGUGGGAAGAGUUGCCGCCUUAGAUGGACGAACUACCUGAGACCUGAUAUAAAGAGAGGAAGAUUCUCCUUUGAAGAAGAAGAGACUAUAAUCCAGCUACAUAGCAUCCUGGGAAACAAGUGGUCAGCUAUUGCAGCUCGGUUGCCAGGGAGGACAGACAAUGAGAUCAAGAACUACUGGAACACGCAUAUCCGAAAGAGGCUCCUUAAAAUGGGAAUUGAUCCGGUGACACAUGCUCCGCGAAUCGACCUUCUUGAUCUGUCCUCAAUUCUCAGCUCAUAUAUGUGCAACAAUCCAGCUGCUGCCCUUCUCAAUUUGUCAAGCUUGCUGAGUAGCACCCAGCAGCAGCAACCGCUUGUCAAUCCAGAGCUGCUAAGGCUGGCAACCAAUCUGUUGUCAAUCAAACAAGAAAACCCAGAAUUGUGUUCCCAAAACUAUAAUCUCCAUGAUCAAAACCAGCUCGGCAAUUCCCAGCAGCAAAAUAGCCAAGUGCUCCCACCUUUACAGUCCCAUGACCAGCUCCAAGAUCUCAUCCAAGGGGACUUUUCUGCUGACGUGGCGAAAAUGAAACAGCUUAUGCAAGUGAUCAAUGCGGAAGGGUACUCACCCAACAUGACCAACUUUAACGGCCCCACAUUUUCCCAAGAAAAUAUGGUUCCUUCAAAUUUGGGGGCUGAUCAUCAAACUGCUGUUUGCCAACCAAGCUAUGUGCCUUGCACUACUUCAAGUGAUCCCACCAACAUUCCUGAUUUGCCCGAAAAUUAUUUCCAAUCUUUGAAUUACAACAGAAGUAGCGAUUUCAGCUUCGAUUCUGUUAUGUCGACGCCUUAUUCAAGCCCGACCGGGUUGAAUUCAUCGGGCACAUACAUAAACAGCAGCACAGAGGAUGAGAAAGAAAGCUAUUGCAGCGACUGGUGGAAGUUUGAAAUCCCAGAGAGUGCUUUGGAUAUCAAUGAUAUUAUGUAGAGAUCUUUUAGACUCAAAUCUUCUGUUUUGUGUUUCUACUUUGAUUUGAUUUCUGGUACUAGUAGUUGAUGUUGAUAAUGAGAUUCU
This is a messenger RNA of Prunus avium (sweet cherry), 1294 nucleotides long. RefSeq names its product transcription factor MYB41-like. The record is from RefSeq and is a predicted model, not a curated record. NCBI's taxonomy places the organism in Eukaryota, Viridiplantae, Streptophyta, Magnoliopsida, Rosales, Rosaceae.